AAAAAGAAAAAGCGAAUGCAAAAUUCCAAGCUUGCUCCAUAGUCACUCAAGAAAAGUCUUAUUAGAUUGAUAUAAAAGCAUAUAUUGAGAAUGAAAGGCUAAUAGUGGAGAGUUUGAUGAUAAUGAUGAUGAUCAGAAGCAAAGAAAGUUCGAGUGAUGAGCUUUCCACUAGCCCAACCUGGAAAUUGUACGAGAACCCUUAUUAUAGUUCUAAACUUGAGCAACAUAAGCAUCCGAAAGAACAAAUAGAAGCGCAUACUCAAAAGCCUCCCAAUAGUCAUCGUAUAAACCUCCCUAUCUCAACGCGUAAAAUUGCUUCUGCAUUCUGGGAUCUCACCUUCAUAAAACCAUUCAUGGAAUCCGAGCUUGAUGUUGCUCGAGCCCAGAUCAUGGAACUUAAGGCUAAUGUGGAGCGUGAGCGCAAGGCUCGUAAGAAAGUGGAGUCAAUCAAUAAAAAGCUGGUGAAGGAACUGUGUGAGAUGAAGAAAGGAAGAGAAGAAGCUGAGAGAGUUUGUUCUGAGGUAUGUAAGGAGAUGGCGUUGAAUAAAGAAGAGAUUAGUCGCGCUAAGCUGGAAUUGCAGGAGGAGAGGAAGAUGCUACGUGUUGCUGAGGUUUUGAGAGAAGAGAGGGUGCAAAUGAAACUAGCUGAUGCUAAGUUCAUUUUGGAAGAGAAACUUCUUGAGUUAGAAGCUAUCAAGAGACUACAAACAAAGUCUCCUUCUAGGAGUCCACCAAUGUAUGCAGAAGAAGAUGUGCAUCAGAUAACUGAAGUGACUCACACUUUUUAUGGAGAAUCGACUAGUCAAUGCACUGCUAGAGAUGCUCUCGGUUGUGAUUAUGAUAAGCCAGGGGGGAGUGAGGCGGUGCAAUGGGUGCAACGAGGAGCUUCAAGCGGGGAGGCAGAGAAUCCACAUAUCAAACGAGGGAUCAGAGGUUUUGUUGAAUUUCCUAAAGUGGUUCGAGCAAUUGGAUCCAAGAGUAGGCAAAUUGGGACAAAGCUGGAGUGCCAGAAGUCUCAGCUCAUGAUACUACUUAAGCAGAAGAGUAUAAUCCGAUCCAACAACCUAAUUAUGAGUUGACAUAUUGAAUCAAACUGGAUAUUUCAUUGUUGGAAAGCUCCUUAUAAUGUGUGUUUUCUUUGUAAAGCAAGCUAGGUUGCUAAAGAUGGCCUCUAUCGCUAAUAACUGUUGCUUAGAUAUGAUCAUCAGUCAUCACUGCCCAGAAAUUUGUUGCAGUGGUAGGUAUAGAUUGUUGAGUUUGUAAGUGUUGAGUUUCUACGAUAGGAUUUACGUGCAAUUCCUUUUCUUUUUCAUUAUUUUUGUUUGCUUUGGAGAUCAGUGAGUCUAUAAACGUCAAGUGUUGCAUUGUAACCAAACUUGCUCUGUUGAAAUGUGGCUAGUACUGAAUUCACUUAUGUAAUUAUUUUUUUCUGAUAAUUUUAACAGAUUUGAGGAGGUUACUACUA
This is a messenger RNA of Daucus carota subsp. sativus, 1465 nucleotides long. Its product is annotated as protein BRANCHLESS TRICHOME. The record is from RefSeq and is a predicted model, not a curated record. The transcript has a single exon. The coding region runs from base 117 to 1079 and encodes 320 amino acids. Lineage: Eukaryota; Viridiplantae; Streptophyta; Magnoliopsida; Apiales; Apiaceae.